Rotaria socialis is the source of this 792-nucleotide messenger RNA. NCBI's taxonomy places the organism in Eukaryota, Metazoa, Rotifera, Eurotatoria, Philodinida, Philodinidae. The record is from the annotation of a GenBank genome assembly.
AUGUCUUCGAAAUCAAAUUUAAAACUAAAAGAUUACCUGGCCGAAGAUGAUAAACUUGAUUUAUCAAUACUCAAUCUAAAAGCAGUUCCUAAUAUCAAUGACAUUUUGGCUUUACGUAAGGAUGAUUUUAGUAAACUCGAAGGUAUUCAUACAUUGGAUUUAUCAAAAAAUCAUCUUACAAAGUUACCUGAAAAUUUCGGUCAAUUAAAAUCUUUGAAACAAUUGGAUUUAUUUGAUAAUCAGAUUACAAAUUUACCACUUUCCUUUUCUGAAUUAACGAAAUUAGAAUAUUUAGAUUUAAAAAAUAAUCCUCUUGAUGAUGAUUUACAAGCACAAGCUGGUAAAUGUUUAAAUAAAAAAGAAUGUCGACUAUGUGCUGGAAAGGUUCUGCAAUACGUUGGCGCACUUAAAGCAGAGUAUGAAAAAGAAGAAGCGAUUAAAUUGAAAAAGAAACAAGCAAAUGACAGAGCAAAAGCUAGAAAACGUGAAAAACAAGUAGAACAGGAACGUGAAGAAAAACGUUUGAAACGUUUGGAAAAUGCUCAAAAACGAUUAUUAGAAAAAGAAAACCAACAAAAAGAAAAAAGUGAAAGCGAAAAUGAAAAUAAUGAAAGUAAACAAAAUAGUGCAACAAAAAGCAAUAAUGAAGAUGAAGAAGAAGGUUUUCUAUCACAAGCAAUCGAUGGAAUUCUAAAUGGUCUUUUAUUUAGCUUAAUGAUAGCUUUUAUUUGGGAAUUAUAUCGUAAUCGUCAACAAUCUAUGGAUUUUCGUGACUUUUACAAAUAUAUUUGA